This is a messenger RNA of Trichechus manatus latirostris (Florida manatee), 13354 nucleotides long. It is a transcript of the gene TBC1D5, whose product is annotated as TBC1 domain family member 5. The transcript is spliced from 23 exons. NCBI's taxonomy places the organism in Eukaryota, Metazoa, Chordata, Mammalia, Sirenia, Trichechidae. Gene Ontology annotation, biological process: activation of GTPase activity. The coding region runs from base 7331 to 9847 and encodes 838 amino acids. The record is from RefSeq and is a predicted model, not a curated record. Gene Ontology annotation, molecular function: GTPase activator activity.
CCUAGGUAAAAAUCUUUCAUGAAAAAUAACCAUGCACAUAAGACAUGUUCACCAUAGAAAAAUUAGAAAGUAAAGUAUGGAGAAAAUUAAAAUUAUAGUUCCUAAAGUCAGACCUAAACUACUAUAAUCAUUUUGGUUAAUUCUAGUUUCUUUAUUUUUAUGUCCUUUCAGUCUCUCUCUUUCCUUCUCUCUGUCUUUCUGUGUGUGUGUAUAUAUGAUACAUGUUUAGACAUAUGUAUAGAUCUGUACUCUGUGUGUAUGUGUGCAUGGGUAUAUGUAUCUAUAAAAUUGGGGUUAUUUUAUAUGAAAUAUUUUCUGUUCUUGUCCAUGUAAUAUUAUGAACAUUUCUCCACAUCAGUAAAAAUUCUAAAAAUUGAUCUUUAGUGAAUCUACAGCAUUCUAUUCUGAGAUUAUCUCAAAAUUUAUUUAACCAUUCCCCUAUUGUUAAACAUUUAAGUUUUUCUUAUUUUUAUUUUCCUUUAGUAAUGUACAUACUUUGCAGUGAACCUCUCUAAUAAAAAUCUUUGAGUAUAGCUCCUGUUUUUUUGAAGAGUUGUAACUGCCACUGCAGUAGGCCUCUUAAAACUUGCCUGGCAAAACUUAUAACUACCUGUCUUCCUCAGUAAAAAAAACACCAGUUUUACCACUGAACAUUACUGCAAUGUAGGACACUACAUUUCCUGUCCUCCCAAGUGGUGGGUAUGGCCAGAGGACUAAGUUACGGUUUUUGAGAUGUGAAUGGAGAUGUUGUGUGAGAGUUAAAAGGGAGCAGGGCAGGCUUUCAUCCUCUCUCCCCUGUUGCCUCCAGUGUUGAUGUACUAGCUGGAGUUCCAGUUGCCUUCUUGGAGUAUGAGUUGUUUUUGAAUAGAAACAAGUGUAUGGUAGAGCAAAAAGAUGGAAGGAUUUUGGUCUCUGAUUCAGUGGAGCUGCCACAUCAGCCUUUGAUUAUUAACAUGCAUAUUUACAAGGGAGAAAUAGAUUUUUUUCUCUUGUUUAAUUAUUUAUUUAAUUAUUGUUAUUUUUGGUUUGGGAGAGAUAUGACUUAAUCCUAGCUGAUGCAUUGUUUACUAUUGUAUAAUGCCACUAUAUAGUAAUGUAAUAUGUUGAAUAUAAGGAAAGAUGCACUGUGUAGUGGUAGAUAUUAGAUCCAUAUUACAGAGAACUGAAAUAUACUUUGAGACUGGAGAGAGAUUAGUUGGUGUCUAAAGGAAAGCAUUUACAAUGAUACAGAAAAUGCAUCAGUCCUGGAACCUUUUAAUAAUUGCUGAAGUGUAUUCUCAAAUGCUUUUAAUAAUUAUCAGAAAGGUUAUUCAGAAUACAUUUGAUAGCUUUUAGGAAAAAAAAACAUUGAGGAUUAUAUAUUAUAUUGCAUAAGUAUAAUCCCUUCCAACCCUAUAAAUUUUUAAUAUUAUUAAAUAUCUUGGCUAGUCACUUUGGCAAGGUCAGUUCAUAAAUUUAACUUUUAUUGCUCUCAUAUUUUGUUGGAAGAAUUUUGAUAUAGGAAGUUUUUGAAAAAAUUUUAAUAACUAGAUUUACUUUUUUUUGAUAUUGAUUCUAAGAAAGUUAAUCAUAAAUAAAGGAAAUAAAUGAAAGAUGCACAUUUUUAUCCAGGAUAUUCCUCUAAAUAUAAUGUUAUGUAUAGAAAAAAGACUUAGAAAGCACAUCAAAAUAUUGGAUGGAAUGACUAUUUCUACUUCUCUGAAACAAAUAUGUUUAAUUUUAUAAUGGCAAAACUAUAUACUACUAAAAAUUGUUUUACUUUAACCCAGGGUUUCCCAUCCUUAGGACUGUUGACAUUUUGGGCUGGAUGAUUCUUUGUUGUGGGGGGCUCGCCUGUGCAUCCUAGGAUGUUUAGCAGCAUCCCUGGCCUCUUUUCACUAGAUGCCAGUUUUGACAACUGAAAUGUCUCCUGACAUUGUCAAAUGUUCCCUGAUGGGCAAAAUCACCCCGAGUUGAGAACUACUGCUGUAACCAGUAUACCAUGUCUUAGAAUUCACGGUAUUUUUUUAGUUUGGGCUCAAAGUUAAGGGCUCUAUAGUUCAUUAAACAUGCACACUGAAGUCAGAUAGACAAAAUUUGUAUUUUCCCUGCUACUUGCGAACUUGGGGCAGUACACAGUGCCUACUGAACCUCAGUUUCCUUGACUGUAAAUUGGUGAAAUACUACCUGACUUGAAAGGUUGCUGUGAGAAUGUAUUAAGAUAAAUUACAUAAAACACUUUGAUGAAUGCUAUUUUUCUUUUCUUCAAAUGUGCUAUAUUGUUUGGAGUUAUCCUCUUAAAUGUGUCAAAAACCCUUUACAAAGUUCUUUUUUCUAUGGGAAAGGCUAUUAUACUUUGGGCUCAACUACUUAUAGAUUUCAAGAACUUACACUGGGGAUGCAUAAAAAUUUUAAAUGUUAAGUAAAUACUGAUUCAUGAGGUCACUUCGUUUUUGACUCUUUCUGAUGCUCUGAUUGUGAGUACUUUCAAAUUGUAUCGCUUAAGUGAUUUCACUGUGUUCUUUCAAGGACUUUGAGCUUCCCAGAUUGAGGAUAGUGUUAGAUGUCAUCCAGUCACUUUGUCCUUUCCAGUUUUUGUCUUCACAUCUGAAAUUCUGCCAAUUGUAACAGCUUGUGUGUCAGCUCCAGUAGAGGAAGAAGGCCUUCAUCAGUUUGAACUUAGUCCACUAAAGACUUCUAAAAACUUGACAUAGUUUACAAAUAAUAAUACUCACUUCCCAUUGUUACUUUGUAGAAUUAUAGAACAUUUCCACUAAUGAAUGAAAUGCUAUCUAUAAUAAUGAAGGCCAUUCUUAUUGUUCUCUUCCUGCAGAAAAUUUCUAAAGACUUGGGGAAGGUAGGAUAACUACCAGAAAGGCUGUAGCAUUAUUAUACUGUAAGUAUUGCUUUGAAAAAUAAGUGUAAGUUAAGAAUAUUUUAAGAGUCCAAUUGGAAUAUAUGUUAGGCAAAGAUAUGUAAAAUAUAAAGAAGGAUAUAUUAUAAUCAUGUUAAUAAUUUAUGAGAACUAAUCCUAUGCAGUCUUUUAAAAAUUAAAAUUGUGUUUCUGUGUAUUGAGAUGACGAUUUUACCAAUAGCAUUGAAAAAUUUUUCUAAUUCCAACAAGGAUUGAUCUAGUUUAUGUACAUUUGCUUAUUUAAAACUAUCAGAAUCCAGAAAAUCAUUGUAGUUUUGUAGGUUUGUGAUUUGUUUGCAUGACUUAUUGUUUAGGUUAUUUUGCAGAAUUAUUUAUUUGCUGAUUUAUUUAGGUAUUCCAUUAUUUAUUUAUUUGAUUAUUUAGUAAAUUAUUUAUCUGAUGAAUUAUUAAUACAUCUUCAUGACAUGCUUUAAAUUAUUUAUAACUUAAUUUUGAGUUUAUUGCUUUCAGACGCUGCAUUGUUACUGACUAGUUUUGAUUUUUUUCUUUGUGGUUCUUGAAAAUUAAAGUAUUAGCUCUAAGGCAAAAGUAUAUUCAUUGCAAUGCCCAAGGAUUUUUUUUUCUUGUCAUUUAUGAUAGAGAUAAAAAUUUCAGUUAUUCUUUGUUUAGCUUUAAAUAUACCUGUUUAGGGUUACCAGUGAUAGAAUGUUUGUGGGUUGUGUGCAUAUUUGUUGUACAGUCACUUACAAAUUAAUGAUACAGCCUAUCAUCUGUAAACUGAGAUUGACUAUAUAAGUCGCAGUCCACAUUAUCCUUUGUAUCUUUAAAGGGCAGGUCUGUAUUUCUUGCUUGCUUAAGAAUAAAUAAUACAGUCUUGGAUAUUUUAUUUUAGUGACAAAUCUUUUUACUACAAAAAUAUUUCUAGGAAAGUUCAGAGAAACACGAGGUCCAACUUAGAUUUGGUUCCCUGAGAUAGAAAUUUGACUGAUGUAGGCUUUGUUUUUUAAAAUCCUCAUUAUAUGUGUAUUGGGAAAACAACAUGAUGUUUAUUUAUAGAUUUUUUUAUAUCAGUCAUAAAGUUGUAUUCAUUUCAUAUCAUAUCUCCUAUGGAAGGUUUUAUAUCAGUUUAUUUUAAUGAAGUAAAAUGAACAAAGAUGUUUGUAAGUGCAUGGUAUAGUUUUUCUGACUUCAGCUAAUAAUUUUUUAAUGUAAAGUUUCUAUUUUUAACCAAAUCAGAUCAUUUCUUCUUCUGGCUCUAUUUCAUAAGGUGGUACAGUAAAUAGGACUCUCUUGUUGAAUAGGUUAAAAUAGUCGUUUGGGUACAAGAGUGCCAUGUGCACAGUGUGGUCUUUAUGUUUGCUUGCAGUGAAUUACCAUGUACUUUAUAGUUUUAACACUUUAGAGAGAAGCAUCAUUGUAUAUUUCAAGUUGGGAUGCUAUUGAAGUAUAGUAAAAAUGGCCUCUGUAGACAGGUUUCACUAUAGAAUUAUAAAUUAUGCAUGUGUAUACCCAAAUUUCUUAUUUUGAAAUAUUGAAUAUAUGAAUAUUUAAUUGGAGUGCUGCUUUAGUGUCUUCAUAUGCUUGCCUUAAAGGAAGUGGUUUCCUUUGAUUUAUAUACAUGGAUUUAAAAAUGUGUUUGUUAUACAUAUUUGUGACUUUUCUGGAGAUGAACAACCACAAAUACUGUUAGAUAUGGAAUUUUAUUUUAAAGUGUGCUUCAGUAUGCCAAUAUGGACUUCCUUUGAAGAAGAAACCUGCCUUCUCUAAUGUUGAAUAAGAUCUACUAUAUUAGUUGUCAUGGUAACCUACCCAGCCCACAUUAUUAACAUGUAUUUGGAAUACUAGUUGUGUCAUCCAAGUGAUCUUUCAUUGGAAGACACACAUACAUGUACACAUAUGCAUUCAUGUGCACAUAUGUGAAAAUUUCUCCUGACAUCAGAAUAAUUUUUUUGGUAUUGUAGAUUAUAAUAAUAGCUAGCAUUUAUUGGGCACUUAUAUAUAGGCACAGUACUUAUAGCCCUUAUGUGAACUAUAUAUUAAUCUUCACAGUGAGAUACAGGUGUUGUUAUUAUCUUCAUUUUAUGGAUGAGGAAACAGAAUAGGAGUUAAGUAACUUGCUCAUUGCUACAUAGCUGGGAGUAAGUGGUAGAGCUGGAAUCAGGACUCAUAGUCUGACUCAAGAAUCUUUUUCUUAUUAGUUUUGUAUGCUUAGGUGGUACAAUAAAGGUUUUUAACCAGAAAUGUUUCUUUUUUCUUUUUUUUGAGAAUAUAGUUAUUUAUCUCUGAUAGGUUUAACUUGCUAAAUGCAUUUAUGUUGCUUUAUACUUAGUCAUCUUUCUUAAGCAGUGGGCAUUACUUGAGUUUCUUGGAUUUUCUGAUUUGGUUCUUCAUGUAAUCCUGUGUAGCCAAGCAGACUUAAACGUAUAGAAGAGGAACUUGUUCCUUGAGGAAAUCGUGUUUGCCUGGUCAGUGUUCCACACUCAGAUCAAGAUGUGAGAUUCUUAAGCCCAAGGGCAUUUCCAGGGCUCUGUGAAAGGUCAAAUCCGGUUUCCUUAUAAAAAAUGAUGUUAUUAUUAGGGUCAGACAUGUACGUAUUUGUUAAAAAUAUGAUUGACUGUCUCAUGCCUAAGCUUUUAUAGAAAUGACCGCAAACAUACUAUUAAAUUAACUGUGUAUUUCAACAUGUGUAUGAAAAGGACAAGAAAAUAAACAAUUAUAAUUUUAAAUAGUUAGAUGUAAUUACUUAGAAAAUUCAGGGAAACCACUGAGAGCAAGAAAGUUGUGACUUUGGUAUGAGGUGAAGGAGAAAAGAUCUUUCUAACCCUGCUUGCUCCCUGAAGACAGAGGUAGAUCUCCUUCCUGGGUUGUAACCACAUAAAGCGCUUGAGACAACACGUCAGUUAGAUAGAAUUAGGCAGCAGCAGAGUUUGGGUGAUGUCGGUAUGAGUGCCAUAAGAAACCUCAUGUGUAAAUGGCAGGGGACUAUGGAAAUCCGUCAGUUUUUAAGUUAAAAGAUUUUUCAGGUAACCAGUACAACAUGAAAUGCCCUAAAUAUAUCACUUAGGUAAUAUGAACUACUGUAAUACCUAGGAUGACCAUGUAAUUUAUCUUCAAAUACAGGACAGGUUUGAGAGUGAAAGGGUGUAUAGUCUAAGUCCCUGGUUACCAACAUCUGACUUACAGACAACUCAUACUUGCCCUUUAAUGGUAUGUAAAUUUGCCCUCACUUUGAAACAAUUGAGCCAACCCCUACUUGCAACAAAUUCUUCAUCACCUUCACCUUCACUUGGUGCACCUGCAGCUUUUAGAUCAUUGAAGUUUUUGAGCCUUUUCUUGCGCUAAACUACCAACCCGUUGCCAUCGAGUCAAUUCUGACUCUUAGCGACCCUGUAGGACAGAGUAGAACUGCCCCCUAGGGUUUCCAGGAAGCAGCUGGUGGAUUCCAACUGUGAGACUUUUGAGUAGACGAGCUCUUAACUACUGCGUCACCAGGGCUCCACACUAAAGUACAUGCAAGUCUAAAUAAGAAUCACGUGCAUCUAUUCCGACUUACCUACAAAUUCAACUUCAAGACACACUUAGAAACGGAUCUUGUUCGUAACUUGGGGACUGCCCGUACUGUAAUUAUGCCAGCAGAAUAGGUGUAAACUGGGACCCUCCUGGGCAAAUCAGGACUUAUGGUCACCUUAGUAAUGUCUCAACUUUUUAUUGAGUAAUUCCUAAUAGUUUUGUGUAUUUGUAUAGUGUAUAUUUAACAGAAAUCUUAUUUUACAUGCAAUAUCUUUAAAAAUAUUUUUCUUUUAGUAUAAAAGUGACUUCUCUUAUGGGCAGUAUUCAUGUGUUUUUGUUGGCCAACAAAGGCAGCUUGUGGCUCUGGCUUUAUAAUUUGUGACUCUGUGCCUUACAUCUUUUGUAACUAUUUUUAAGGUGGAAGUCAAAAGGGUAUUGCUAUUGGGAAUGGGAAAAUAAGUAUGGCAAUGUUGGUCUUAAUAUAGUGGAUAGUUCUCAAGUUUUUCUUUAUAUCACACUUCACAGGAUUUUGGUAUGUGAGUGUUUUGCCUUGUAAAUAUUUUAAUUGAUGACGUGUUUGACAUUGUACUGAAAACUAAUUCUGUUUCUUCUAGCUUCAGAAUUUAUAAUUUCAUUUGGACGAACUAGUGGUCAAUCUUUAAAAGCCCGGACGCAUGCCACAUAUAUUGGUGAAGUUGGUAAUUUUAUCAAAGCAUUCUUGAAAACAGCUGAUUUUCCUCGGUAAAAUCCUGUGGUGGAAGAUAGGAAUUUCUGAAAGAGAGUAACUUAAAGGUAGAUGCUCUUUCUCCAGCAGCUUGGUUGAGGGAAAACUCAGCUGGUCUCUAAUUCUUGAUUCAUCUUACUUGCUGGUCAAGACCCAUAACAAGAGCAUGCUGUCUUGAUUUGUGGAUCAAUAAAGUUUUCCUGAAAGAUAGUCACUUUUGGAGACUUUGGCCAGUACCAACAAUGUAUCAUUCCUUGUCUGAAACUAGACAUCCUCUGCAGCCAGAAGAACAAGAAGUGGGUAUUGACCCCUUGUCCAGUUAUUCCAGCAAGUCUGGAGGUGAUGCCAAUAAAAAUGGAAGAACAAGUUCUACUUCAGACUCUGAUGGGACUUUUAAUUCCUAUAGGAAAGAAUGGGAAGAACUAUUUGUAAACAACAAUUACUUGGCAACAAUAAGGCUUAAGGGGAUUAAUGGGCAGCUGAGAAGCAGCAGGUUCCGCAGUAUUUGCUGGAAGCUUUUUCUUUGUGUUCUUCCUCAAGAUAAAAGUCAGUGGAUAAGUAAAAUUGAAGAAUUAAGAGCCUGGUAUAGCAACGUUAAAGAAAUACAUAUCACAAACCCAAGGAAGGUUGUUGGCCAGCAAGACUUGAUGAUCAAUAAUCCCCUUUCACAGGAUGAAGGGAGUCUUUGGAACAAAUUCUUCCAAGAUAAAGAACUCCGAUCAAUGAUUGAACAAGAUGUGAAAAGAACGUUUCCUGAAAUGCAGUUUUUUCAACAAGAAAAUGUGAGAAAGAUUCUUACAGAUGUUCUUUUCUGUUACGCCAGAGAAAAUGAGCAGUUGCUUUAUAAACAGGGCAUGCAUGAGCUGUUAGCACCUAUAGUCUUUAUUCUCCACUGUGACCACCAAGCUUUUCUACAUGCUAGUGAAUCCGCACAGCCCAGUGAUGAAAUGAAAACUCUCUUGAACCCUGAGUAUCUGGAACAUGAUGCCUAUGCAAUGUUCUCACAGCUUAUGGAAACUGCUGAACCUUGGUUUUCCACUUUUGAGCAUGAUGGUCAAAAGGGGAAAGAAGCACUGAUGACUCCCAUCCCCUUUGCUAGGCCACAGGAUUUAGGGCCAACAAUUGCUAUUGUUACUAAAGUCAACCAGAUCCAGGAUAAUCUACUGAAGAAGCAUGAUAUUGAGCUUUAUAUGCACUUGAACAGACUAGAAAUUGCACCACAGAUAUAUGGGUUACGGUGGGUGCGGCUGCUGUUUGGACGAGAAUUUCCUCUGCAGGAUCUUCUGGUGGUCUGGGAUGCCUUGUUUGCAGAUGGCGUCAGCCUGAGUUUAGUCGAUUAUAUCUUCAUCGCCAUGUUACUCUACAUCCGAGAUGCUUUGAUUUCUAGUAACUACCAGACCUGUCUUGGCCUUCUGAUGCAUUACCCCCCCAUCGGGGAUGUACACUCACUGAUCCUUAAGGCUCUGUUCCUUCGAGACCCAAAGAGAAAUCCAAGACCAGUGACUUACCAAUUCCAUCAAAAUUUGGAUUAUUACAAAGCACGGGGAGCAGACCUCAUGAAUAAAAGCCGGACCAAUGCCAAAGGUGCUCCCUUGAACAUAAAUAAGGUCUCCAAUAGCCUGAUUAAUUUUGGAAGGAAGUUGAUUUCCCCAGCAGUGGCCCCAGGCAGUGCGGGUGGCCCUGUACCUGGUGGCAGCGGCGGCAGCUCCUCCACCGCUGGGAUUCCCACCCGGACCUCAGCAGAGGCCCCGAAGCCUCAUUUACAGCAGCAGCAGCAGCAGCAGCAGCAGCAGCAGCAGCAGCAGCAGCAGCAGCAGCAACAGCAGCAACAGCAGCAGAGGCUGAUGAAAUCAGAAAGCAUGCCAGUGCAAUUGAACAAAGGACAGAGUUCUAAAAACAUCAGUUCAUCUCCAAGCAUUGAGAGUUUGCCUGGAGGAAGAGAAUUCACUGGCUCCCCACCUUCAUCUGCUACUAAAAAAGAUUCCCUUUUUAGCAACAUUUCCCGUUCCCGCUCACACAGCAAAACUAUGGGCAGAAAAGAAUCUGAAGAAGAACUAGAAGCCCAAAUUUCCUUCCUUCAAGGACAGUUAAAUGACCUGGAUGCAAUGUGCAAAUACUGUGCAAAGGUGAUGAACACUCAUCUUGUAAAUAUUCAAGAUAUGAUAGUACAAGAAAAUUUGGAAAAAGAAGAUCAAAUUCUGGUUUCCCUGGCAGGAUUAAAGCAGAUCAAAGACAUUCUAAAAGGUUCCCUGCGUUUCAACCAGAGCCAGCUGGAGGCCGAGGAGAAUGAGCAGAUCAACAUCACAGACGACCACUACUGCUCCAGUGGUCGGGGCCAGGGCCAGGGCAGGCUGCCGGCCGGGGCUGCCAAGCAGGCCUCCUCAGAAACGCCAGGGCGCACAGAUGGAGGGAGUUCAGACGACUUCAUCCUGGUCUCCAAAGAAGACGACAGUGGCAGUGCCAGGGGGGCCUUCUCGGGCCAGGCCCAGCCUCUUCGCACCCUCAGAAUUACAGCCAGGAAAACUAAGGAGUGGCGACCUCCUCAGUUAUAUUUACAAGAAGGAGGAAGAGUUGGUUUCGUAUCUCCCUAUCAGAGCAUCAGGCAUAGGAAGAACUGGUUGAUAUCAAGAAAACUUCCUCUGUGGAAAUCUGUGACUCAGUCUACUUCAUUCCUAGCGUGGAAAGCCAUACAACAGAGCCAAAUGCAGGAGAAUGAACGAGAACUAGUGGGUGCCAGGGCUGGGAAAUCCUGUUACUGACUCAUCAGAAAGUUAUAAUGAUCUUUUGAAACAGGGUCUAAACUUAGGAAUCAUAUUUAGGUGUGAGGUCGUGUUGAAUUUUUUUGAUUUGUUGAAGAAUACAUUUCUAAACCUCAGACGGUCCCUGUCCCUCCUUAAACAAUUGCAUUUUACCUUUUAGAAUCUUUCACAGCCAGAAAACAAAGGUCACUUUUAAGCCAGUCCUUGUUGCACUGAUUUCAGAAGUUGCUAGAGUGUUACUAUUCCUUCAGUUGGAAAAUGUGUGCCUGACUUUUUGGGAUGCACAUCUUUCAGACAGUCAGUUUUCUGAUAAUGUUUUCUAGUUUCAAGGCUGUAUUCACCCGUCAACUGAGGAGUCAAGGGGGAAAGCCGAGCUCAUUCUCACCCAGAUUCAGAAGCCUUGUGGGUCUCAAGGGAGCAGUAACAGGGAGUUAGACCUGGAGCCCUUUCUGUGAGGAGCAGGGCUUCCUGGAGAACAUUUUAGAUGCCAUGAGGAUGCAGGAUUUCUGCACAGCCCCUCCUGCUGCCGGGAGCUGAGUGUGGGGGCUGCAGGACAGUGCUCAGCCGGGACGGCGUCCCAGGGCAGAGCAGGAGCAGGUCUGCAUGCCUGGGCCUUCCUGGUCCUCAUUGCAGCUUAGGAAACCAGGAUGGGCACCGAGUAUCAGAUGGGCCGUUUCUCUCCUUUGCCUGAGCAGGCAUCUUAAUGGGAAGGGAUAGGCAGUGCUGUUAGACACACUGCCCCAUUUCAGCGUCAGGAGAGAGCAGCCUCGCUCAGGGCGACUGGCUCCUUGGGCCUCUCCUCAGAGGAUGGCGAGGCCCCCAGCAGUGGAAACCUUCAUGGUGACAAGUGAAAAACUUAGUGUGAAGGAAUAGAUGCCGUUUGCAUCCCUCCCACUGCUACCCAUGCAUUUCCCUGUAGCCAGAUGUGAUAAUGACACGUCUGCCACUUGCUCUCCAGGAAAACAGUGACGACUGGCGAGUCAUCCACUGCAGAGAGGGUUCUAAUUAGCCCUAGGAUUUGUUCUGAAACUAGCAGGGAGAUCUCCUGACACAUUCAGCGGAAGGUGGGUGGUAGCUCUCUUUUUGCCGAGAUAAUGGUUGUUGGUCGUCCACAGUUGCUCGGCAGAUUUGCUGACGAAGCCUUCUGGCUCUUGAGUGGUCUCCUCAGCACCUCUGUGGGGGGGAUCUCGGAGCAGGUUGUUGCCAAGUACAUGUCCCCAGGAUGGCACUCUAGGCCCCCAGGGUCCCUGUACAGCGAGUGACCUUGCAGCUAAGCAGUGGCUGCGUCAGUGACUUUCUUACAAAGGAUAUGCUGUGAAAGUGUUUCCAGUUCUGAGGUGAGAAGUGUGGUGCUGUCCCACCGGCUCUAGGAUGGGGACUGAGAAGGGCCUCAGGGCUAGCUGUCCCCCGGCAGCUUGGCGACUGUCAGCUGCUCACCUGCAGCUUUUCCUUUGCCUUGAGAGCAACUGUCAUAAAAGCCGAGUGUCACCGGCCACCCAAGAGGCCACUGGGUGCUCACCCACCCAGGAAGCUGAGCUGGUUCCUUCAGUUGGCUGGGUGUUCAGUGGUCACUAGACACUUCUUCCUGCCCCGACUGCACACUGGAGCGGGGCUUCUCCGCUCAUGUGGCUGCCUUGGUACCACGUGAGAGCCGACGGGCUCACUCAGAGGGGCUGCUCCUUGCCCCCACAGUCCUCUCGUCCUGCAAGAAGAGAAACGCACGAGGGACAUGAGGCACGGCAGUGCCAACCCUAGUUUCCAUAGGUCCAUGGAGUUAGAGAAUUAGAUUACUGUCUUCCUUUUUUUAAGUGACUAUUUUUUAUUCUUCAUAGUUUAGCAUUGUUUGCAUUUUUACUAGUUACAGUGCCAUUAAAGAAUAUCUGUUCCUUUUUAUUAUUUUAUCAGGUACUUUUGUUUAAUUGCACAUUUUUUUAAAUCCUGAAUAUAUGAAACCUUUUUGUUUUUCUCUAACAAAUGUGGUAAUCAGUGGAACCCUCCUCUGGUUUGAUUAUUGACAGUUAAAUACAUUUUAUACGAGUGAAGCUUAGAGUAAUUCUCAUUGUCAUCUUUUUUUAAUACAUGUGUUUCAUGCAUUCCUCUUGGAUCAGAUUGGAAAUCUGAGCUAAAAUUUAUCUCUGUACAUUACAUACAGAAGUUACAGACUAGAGAAAGAAAAUAGGCAUAAUUACUUUGCCUUACCUUAUGUAUAUGCCAAGGGGUCAUUUAACACUUUAAACAUCUGAUUAUACUGGACUAAUCUCGCAAAAUGACCUCCUUCUAAUGUUCAGUGCUAACUGCAAUAUGGUAAACAAUAAUAUCACUGAAGAAUAAAUAUGACUCUAAAAAUAAACCAGGGCCUCCCUGUGAUUUGCCUUAUCUUCAUACAACUAAAUUGAAUCUUGCACAUCGUACCGUCCAGGCUGUACUAAGGAAGCUGCGGAUGUGAGGCUUGAUCGCUGGCCAUCAGCGAAUGCUUUGUCAGAGAGAUGCUGUCUCCAAGGGAUAACCGGUCCAAGCUGACCCGCAUUUAUUAUUUUUGUUUUUUAAGAAACUACCCCCAGAGGUCAUUACAGAACAGGAGUGUAGGGAGGCCCAUGUCCCUGCAUACUGCGUGGCUCCGUCCCUCCUGCUCCCGUGUGUCCAGAGCAGGGGGCUGGGGAGGCUGAGGAGGGGCUCCACGGGAACGAGGGGCGAGGGGGCCAGGAUACAGAGGACAGUAGCUGGCACGCUGGGCUUUGUCCUCACGGGCCAGAGCCACUCUCACAGUGUUACCUUCACGAGUUCUGUUUUUAUAGUGUUAGAAAGAAAUACAAAGUUCAUGUAAACAGCUUGAGACCACUUUGAUGUAAAAGUUGCCAUACAGUUGUUCUCAUAAUGGCACAAUUCAUCUGAUUUAUAUGCAAUACUCAGUUGUGCCAUUUAUAUCCUAUUGUUUUUUUCUCAUCCAGUUUUAUGCUUUAAACCCUUUAGUGACCCAGUUAUUUUCUGCUUUGAAUUUUUUGUUGAUACCAUGUGUUUUCAUUAAUGGAUGCAUGCUGAAUCAUUGAGUGUGUCUGAAUUUUUGGUAGGUCCGAUGGGUUUUUUUUUUCUUGCCCCCUCCCGCAAGCCUACCCUAAGUGUUUAGUGGUACAUAUGACCUACCAGUAAUUAUACCCCUGAGUUCCCUGCUGGGGUCUAUUGGUACAUAUGUGUAACAAAUAAAAAUUUGCAAAAUUUCUAUUUUUCCUACCAAAAAUUCAGACACCUCAUACAGUACCCUAUAAAAACAGCAAUUGGCGGUACACGCUCGUUUCCUCAGUUUCAAACAGUCAGAAAGCCCCUGCCAAGAGGCAGCAUGCACUGUCAGUGGUAGAGCAGCUUCCUAAUAAACCCCAGAGGCUGACAAAGUUCAUGGUCGCUGUAUGUACCGCUGAGCACUAAAGGGAUAACUCAUACUGACUUAAAUGAUUUGUCCUUUUGGCAAAGUGACCCCACUCAAAAUGGUUAUAAUAAAAAAGCAAUGUGGAA